CUUCCCGGCUGCCGGCGGCUCCUUCCCGCCCUGCUAUCCUCCGUGGCUAACCCCCUGCCUCUGAGCGGACCCCACCCGGUACGCUGAGCAGCUUUGAAGAGGACGAACAUUUUCCAACAACCUCAUCCUUCCUCUAAAAGCUGGGAACCAGGGACUUAUCCGUGGGAGCUGUGGUGGAGCCCCCCAUCUGCUUCAUGGCAGAACAACUUCCAGAAGAGGUGUUGGUGCUCAUCUUUCGCUGCCUCCCCCUCAGAGACCGUGCCACUGCUGCCAGUGUCUGCAGGGCCUGGGCCACCGCUGCCACCAGCAGUGCUGUGUGGCAUGACACCAACAUCAGUUGCGACUGUGAGCAGGAAGGCAUGUUGCCAUCAUAUCUGUACACCUACUUGGACUACGUUCACAAUCUACGGCUGGAAUAUGAGCCGUCGAGGAAGAUGAGUCGCCGGGUAGCCACAGAGCUGCUGAUUGCGCUGGCAGACCGUGCCCCAAGGCUGCGAGGCCUGCGCCUGGAGUGCCGUGGUGAAAAACCGCUAUUUGAUGCGGGCCGCGACAUCCUGGACGCUGUGCACACUGUCUGCAGGAACGCCUGUGAGCUGCGCCACCUCAAUCUUCGGUGCUUGCCCUUCACACUGGAUGACAAGUUGGUGCAGCAGGUGGCCCGUGGCUGCCCACAGCUUCGGAGCAUUUUCUUGGACAACCAUACACUGGUGGACAGUGUGAGGCCCAGCUCUGUACUUGAGCUACUGGAGGCCUGCCCACACCUGCGCGCCCUUGGACUGCACCUGGCCAGUCUAUCAUGUGCCGUCCUCCAGGUGCUGGCCGCGCCAGGUCGCGCACCUUUCGGGCUCCUGGCCCUGCAGUGCUCAUGCCCUGAAGAUGCACGCGCAUCCCCUGUACCCAACGAAUCCUGGGCGGCAUUGCGCUGCCGCCACCCUGGGCUGGCGGUGGAGCUGGAGCUUGAGCCUGUGCUGCCUGCUGACUGCGUGACGCGCGUCUUGCAGCCAGCAGUACCUGUGACUGUGCUGCGUCUCAACCUCUCCGGAGACUCCGUAGGUCCGGUGUAUUUCGUCGCGCACCACUAUGCUACAACCCUGCGCGUGCUCGAGGUGCGCACUUCCGCCUCACUGGAGCUAGACGCCGCGCUGCAGGAGCUGGCAGCACGCUGCUCCGGCCUGCACGAGAUACACUGCUUCUGCGUGGUGAAACCCUCAGUGCUGGGCGCCUUCCGUGCGCACUGCCCGCACCUGCGCAGCUACACACUCAAACUGAAGAGCGAGCCACAUCCCUGGCAGCCCACACUCUUGAAAUGAUUGGUCAACUCCCCCACCCUCAUCCUACAGACCGGAGGUCUCUGAGACGAGGCACGGAGUUUCCUGGGUGAGCUCCAACUGCCAGCCUUUUAGUGAUUCUGUUUGCUUUCUGUGCCUCUCUGGGAUUGGGACCUGUGGGAUGGCGUCCGAACCAUUCCAGGGCGCCCUGAGUCCACUUGGUGCUCUCAGCUUCUGCAGAUGCCAACUCUGUCCGGGUAGUAUUGAGCUCCCCCAUCCACCCCUCUGCAUACUCUGCCCCAGCUCUGCAGCCCGGGAUGGGAGGAGGGUGGGCCUGGGCACUGGUCAGGCCAUAGGAGUGAGUGUGAAAUAAACAGACCUUGAGAUA
Molecule: messenger RNA, 1656 nt
Organism: Heterocephalus glaber (naked mole-rat)
Lineage: Eukaryota; Metazoa; Chordata; Mammalia; Rodentia; Bathyergidae
Gene: Fbxl8
Product: F-box and leucine rich repeat protein 8
Molecular function (GO): protein binding
Source: RefSeq, a predicted model, not a curated record